Messenger RNA from Dunckerocampus dactyliophorus (ringed pipefish), 2124 nucleotides. RefSeq names its product chordin-like 2 (gene chrdl2). Lineage: Eukaryota; Metazoa; Chordata; Actinopteri; Syngnathiformes; Syngnathidae. The transcript has 10 exons. Gene Ontology annotation, molecular function: protein binding. The record is from RefSeq and is a predicted model, not a curated record. The coding region runs from base 94 to 1488 and encodes 464 amino acids.
CACCGUUUGGUGCGCUUUGAUUCCUGCAGUAACACUCACCAGACUAUUUUACUUGUGCUUUUGAGGACGGGAUCGCGCACAUGUUGAGGAACAAUGAAGUCCUUGUUGGUGUCCUUGAUGCUCGUUUGGUGUGCAGCCGCUCACCAAAGAGGUCGCAAAGGCUCCGGGGUGGCAUGCACCUUUAAAGACAAGAGAUUCAACCCUGGAGACAGUUGGCACCCUUUUCUGGAGCCCUUUGGACUGAUGCUCUGCAUGCGUUGCUCCUGCACAGAGAUGGGCCAUGUGAAAUGCAGCAAAAUUAAAUGUCCUCCUCUACCAUGUGACAAACCAGUAGAUGAUCCACAACAGUGCUGUCCAAAAUGCACAGGUCGACCCCUCCCUCCCCAUACAAAGCCAUGCUUCAUGUGCCCCAUUAACACAUGCUCUUCUGUCUCAGAUGAACCGAAGAAACCUGCUGGACUGAGAGCUCCGGUGAAGGUGUGCAGAUAUAAUGGAAGUAUUUAUCAACCAGGAGAGACCUUCACCAAACACGACCUUCCUGCAAAGCCAAGCAACGAGUGUGCCAUGUGCUCAUGCUCUAAUGGAAACAUCUUCUGCGUAGUAAAAACGUGCCAGCCAAUCAGCUGCGCCUCUCCUGUCACGGCUUCAGAUACUUGCUGCUUGCUGUGUAAAGAUGCCGGCGUCAGUGGGUCUUCAUCAGCAGAGGAUGCAAACCAGCAGCUCAACAGAGGCGUUAGGCACUCACUGGACCAGUGUCCUGCAGAGCAGCAUGGGCCGCGUUCCGACCGUGUCCUCCAGACCAGGGUCAAGACUUCCCCCAGGCGCCUGAGCCUCAGUAAACUUAAUCUAAGAGGGGCUUCCGAGACCACUGUGAAGAUUUUAUUGCAGAGGCAACACCAGAAAGCAUGUUUGUACAAUGGCAAGACAUACUCGCAUGGAGACACGUGGCACCCAGUUUUGGGGAAGGUCCUGGAAUGCAUCAUGUGCUCUUGUAGUGACGGCCUUCAGGAGUGCAAACGCAUCACGUGUCCCAGUCAGUAUCCAUGCCCACAUCCGGUCAAGUCACCUGGAAAGUGCUGCAAGGCGUGUCCAGAGCGCAAAGCUGCGAGUAACCACACUCAGUGUUAUUCGGGCUACAAAAACAAACUUUUGGUGUACAAAGUGGAAUCCGUUAUGAAAGUGGACUCCCCCAGCACAGUUCGGAUCAUCGCUGUCGAAAGAGCAAGCACUGCUGAAGUGGAGGUGCACGUGUGGAAGGCGGUAGACGGUGUUUUACAGUUGAUGGAAAUUGGGGAUGUUCAAAGGAAAGAUAUCAUGGAUCAUCCAGAGAAUUACACUUUACUGACAACAGUUGAUGAAGAGAUGUGGGGGAAAUUCAAAGAAGGAGCAGGAAAACUGGAUCAAGCUCAGACCGUUUGUGAAGACGGCAUUAGGGAGAUGGUGACGUUCCUAAAUCCCAAGCAGGUGGAAAGCCUGUGUUCUCCCUAACUUGCUUUGGGACUCAUUCUGGGAACAUAAUAUUUGAACUGCAUGAAAAUGUUCUUAUGUCCUCAAGCUACUUUUUAUGCGCAAAUGUUUUUAUUUUCAUAUUUAUUGUUAAUAUAAAUCUUUUUCCUGGUUUUUUUUAGUAGAAGUGGUGUUUUAGUAGAGGUGUGACUGUAUGUACUUGUAGUAUACAAUUGGGAUCAAGGAAGUGGACGUAGCCUCUAUGGUUGAUGAGUGAAGCAGUACUUUCAUGCCUUGUGCUUUUCUUAUUGGCCAGAAGGGGGCGACACCACUAGAAGCAAAAGCGUAAAGGUGGUUAAGAGGCCUAAGUGAAAAUUAGCACAUUGAAACUGAACUCCUUAAGCACAGCGUUAUGUUCGCUUUGUAAAGUACAUUUGUUGUACAGGUGUGCUUGCUGAGGCUAUAAAAGGACAGAUGUGUUUCUCGGAAGCAGUUUAUUUGGAACUGGAGUCCUGCAGCGUCCUCAAAAAUAUAAUUGAUGGUCGAACUGCAAAAUAUUGUAUUGUCUUUUGUCUGCCUUUUCUUAAGCUGUCAUUAUAUUACUUAAUUGCUGUAAAAUUCUACAUUUUUUAAGAUUACAUUUUUAUUGUCUUUUUCUUGGAAUAUUUAGUCUUAAUA